Salvia hispanica is the source of this 3022-nucleotide messenger RNA. RefSeq names its product Transducin family protein / WD-40 repeat family protein (gene TOZ). Gene Ontology annotation, molecular function: protein binding; U3 snoRNA binding. The record is from RefSeq and is a predicted model, not a curated record. Gene Ontology annotation, biological process: endonucleolytic cleavage in 5'-ETS of tricistronic rRNA transcript (SSU-rRNA, 5.8S rRNA, LSU-rRNA); endonucleolytic cleavage to generate mature 5'-end of SSU-rRNA from (SSU-rRNA, 5.8S rRNA, LSU-rRNA). Lineage: Eukaryota; Viridiplantae; Streptophyta; Magnoliopsida; Lamiales; Lamiaceae. Gene Ontology annotation, cellular component: nucleolus; small-subunit processome; 90S preribosome.
GUUUGUUCUAAAACUAAAACCCUAAACCCUUCAUCUCCGUUGAGCUCUCAUGGCGUCGGCGGUGGCGCUCAAGAAGAACUACCGAUGCUUCCAAUCUCUGCAGCAGUUCUACACCGGUGGUCCCUACGCCGUCGCCUCCGACGCCUCUUUCAUCGUUUGCGCCUGCGACGACACCAUCAAGGUCGUCGAUUCUUCUAACUCCGCUAUCAGAUCAACAAUCGAAGGCGACUCCGAGCCCGUGACCGCCCUCGUCCUCAGCCCCGACGACAAGUUCGUCUUCUCGUCCAGCCACAGCCGCCAAAUUCGAGUCUGGGAGGUCUCCACGCUCAAAUGCAUUCGCUCGUGGAAGGGGCAUGAAGGGCCAGUAAUGGGAAUGGCUUGCCAUUCCUCAGGAGGAUUGUUGGCAACAGCUGGUGCUGAUAAGAAAGUGCAAGUGUGGGACGUUGAUGGAGGCUUCUGCACACAUUAUUUCAAGGGGCAUAAAGGGGUGGUAACCAGCCUCAUGUUCCACCCAGACCCAAACCGGUUACUUAUUUUCUCCGGUGGGGACGACAGCACUGUUAGGGUAUGGGACCUUGUGAAGAAAAAGUGUAUCGCAACACUAGAAAAACAUCAAUCAACAGUUACUUCGAUUGCAAUAUCUGAAGAUGGAUGGACGUUGCUGACUGCUGGAAGAGACAAGGUUGUGAAUGUAUGGGACCUGCACGAUUAUAGCUGUAAAACUACUGUACUGGUGUAUGAAGCGCUAGAAGCCGUGUGUACAUUUGAUGCGGCAUCCCCUUUUGCCCUAUGUUUGUCAGCAUUUGCUCAGAAAAUCGGGAAGAAGAUCAGUUCAUCAUCUGUUCAGUUUUUAACAGUUGGUGAACGUGGGAUCGUGCGGAUAUGGAACUCUGAUGGGGCAGUGUGCCUCUUUGAGCAGAAAUCUUCAGAUUUAGCAGUCAGCUCAGAGAAAGAAGAAGUUAAAAGAGGUUUUACCUCUGCAAUGAUGCUUCCGUUAGGCCAAGGGUUGCUCUGUGCUACAGCUGACCAACAGUUUCUUAUUUAUGAUUUGGAUAAAAACGUCGAUGAUGGUUUGAACUUGGCCCUGAGGAAAAGACUAAUUGGAUACAAUGAAGAGAUUGCAGAUAUGAAGUUUCUGGGUGACGAGGAACAAUAUCUCGCAGUUGCUACAAGUGUCGAACAGGUAAGAGUGUAUGAUCUGGCAUCAAUGUCAUGUUCCUACAUAUUGACUGGGCAUAGCGAUGUGAUUCCAUGCAUUGACACCUGUGUGUCAGCUUCUGGAAAAACACUUAUCGUUUCGGGAAGUAAAGAUAACACUGUUAGAUUGUGGGAAGCCGAAAGCCAACGCUGCAUUGGUGUUGGCAUAGGUCACAUGGGUGCUAUUGGUGCUGUUGCUUUCUCGAAGAAAAACAGGAACUUUUGCGUCAGUGGUAGUAGUGAUCGCACAUUGAAGAUUUGGAGCUUUGAUGGAGUGUCAGAUGAUGCUGGAGAAGCUUCCAAUUUGAAAGCAAAAGCAGUAGUGGCAGCCCAUGACAAAGAUAUAAACUCGUUGGCAGUUUCACCUGAUGAUAGCCUUGUUUGCAGUGGUUCCCAGGAUCGUACAGCAGCCAUAUGGAGGCUUCCUGAUCUGGUCUCAGUUGUUGUACUUAAAGGUCAUAAGAGAGGUAUUUGGUCUGUGGAGUUCUCUCCAGUGGAUCACUGUGUCAUAACAGCAUCGGGUGACAAGACAAUCAAACUAUGGGCCAUCUCUGAUGGCUCCUGUCUAAAAACAUUUGAAGGACACACAUCAAGUGUCAUGAGAGCUUCAUUUAUUACACGGGGGACCCAAUUUGUUUCUUGUGGAGCUGAUGGUUUGGUGAAGUUAUGGACAGUCAAAACUCAAGAAUGCUUGGCCACUUAUGAUCAACAUGAAGACAAGAUAUGGGCAUUGGCAAUUGGUAAGAAGACGGAAAUGCUUGCUACAGGUGGUGUUGAUGCAGUUGUUAAUUUGUGGCAUGACUCUACAGCUGCGGAAAAGGAGGAGGCCUUCCGUAAAGAAGAAGAAGAUGUUUUGAAAGGGCAAGAUUUGGAAAAUGCUGUAUUAGAUCGUGACUACACUAGAGCCGUCCGACUUGCAUUUGAACUUCGCAAGCCUCACAAACUUUUUGAAUUAUUUAGUGAAGUCAUCAGGAAGCCAAACGCGGACGUUCAGAUUGAGAAGGCUCUUCGUCCUUUUGAUAAGGAAGAGGUUCGUCUACUCUUAGAAUACGUAAGAGAAUGGAAUACGAAACCAAAACUCUGCCAUAUAGCACAGUUUGUUCUGCAUCGCCUAUUUACCAUCCUCCCUCCGACAGAUCUAGUCGAGAUGAAGGGCAUUGGAGAACUGCUUGAAGGCCUUAUUCCGUAUUCACAGAGACACUACACCAGAAUCGAUAGGUUGCAAAGGAGCACAUACCUCUUGGACUAUACCCUAACGGGAAUGUCUGUCAUCGAACCCGAAGCAAACGCCACAGAACCAAGAAAAAACGAGGAUUUAGGAGAAUCAGCUAGGGAGGAAGGCGAGGACUACCCAGAGCCCAAAGAUGCAUCAACAAAAAAGCGAAAAACACGAAAGUCUCAAGAUAAAAAGCAGAAGAAGUCGAAGGUGGCGUAUGUGAGCACAGCGACCAUAUCCUCUCCAGCCUAAUCCGUUUGAUCCGACAUUGGAGGUAACAUAUGCCUUUUGUCCCAAGAAAAUAUGGCUGUUUGUUUGCAAUUGUCGUGCACUUAAAGCUGGCACAUCGAAUCUGGGUUGUGCUCGUGGGCCAAACCGUUUGAUGUGGUUACUCAAACAAGACGGCUCGGAUCGUCUGACAGGUCAAGAUCCGGCCGCUCAUAUACUGGUCCUGUUUCUCCAAAGUCCAGAAACAAACAGCCUGUUGUAACUUUAUCUCAUUAAUGCAACGGAACUUAUGUUCUAGAACAAAUUUAUGAGUCUACUCUUUCUAAAAAGACGAAAUUUUCCAUGUGGUUUUGCUUACAAUAUAUAGUUAAUAUUUCCUGA